AUGUGUAACCGAGCCGAUGAUGUGCAGGCAACAGAACUUGCAGCCCAUCGCGUUGAAGAAUCUGCCGGUAAAAGGCGCAAACGAAACGACCCUGCACCGCAGCUCGAGUUUAAUGGGGAUUCUGUUGUCCUUCCGACAGCUGUAAUAGCGUGGUUGGCACACAUCGGUGUAAACGCUGAGCAAUACCAGCGAGCGCUUUACCAGGUGGCUAAAGGAUUAAAGAAGAGGUAUUAUCGCAUGUUAUCGGACCCAGAACCAUCGUGUGAGGUUUCGGGUGUAUCAAAACGCACGUCCAGGGAAUUGAGUGUCCCCGAAGACGUUGAUUCUGCUCCAUCUCAUACACAUAAAGAUACGAUUGUCGAGAGCUCAUUGGCAUCGAAUUCCAGUGAAGCCCUAGCAAACGGCAGCGAUAGUACGUUAGAUGGCGAUUCAAGGUGCAGCAACGCCCAUACAAAGCAACAUACCCCGCGUCAUUCGCAUGUGAGGUGGCUUCGUGACAUCGAACUUUACGAGUGCUAUUCGAAGAUACCUGAAGGUUCCAUCGGGCUAGAUGCGGCGAGUGCAUCAAUAAUAGAUGCUUUGAGGCUAUCGGAACUUCGGCAGGAGAAUGAAUGCAAGUGGAUUUUGGAUAUUUGCUGCGCUCCAGGCGGUAAGCUCCUCGGAACGGUGAGCACCGUAAAACGUCUUUGGGGAGACAAAAUUAACUGCAAGAUUAUCGGUCUAGAUAUUGUCAAAAGGCGGCUAGAUGUGUGCGCCUCUCUUCUAAAAAAGGAGAACGCACCAAGCAACAUCGACGUUCAUUUGCUGAACUGCAGUGGACAGAGUUUCACCGAAUUUGAGGGCGAAUCCAUGAUAGAGCGAUUCGAUCGUGUUAUAGUGGAUGCUGAAUGUACCCAUGAGGGAUCAUUAAGAUCGGUCGUACGCACUUUGAAGUACUGGGGCUUGCACUCGUUGGAGAGCCGAUUUACUGAGGAACAUGCGAAAACUGUAAUCUCAAACCAACGAGAGCUGCUUAGACACGCUAUUAGGUUGGUACGUCCCGGCGGUAUUGUCGUUUACAGUACUUGCUCUUUGCACGAUGAGCAGAAUGAGAUUCUGGUUGCAAGCGUGAUCGAGGAAUUUGACAACGUACAGUUGCGGCAGCUACCCUUGCUGCAGUGCGAUUGCUGUUCAUCGGUUUGUGAUAGGCCAGACGCGUGGCCGGCUACCUCCACGGAAGAUAAAAUACGGAACCAUUGUUCUUCUCGUUACCUUCCUAAUCGUGAGGUGUGCAGUGAAACUAGUAGGUGCGCCAAUCAUAGCUCACCCGUUUGCGUAAGAUUUAGUCCCUUGUCGCCUGAUACCGAUGGUAUAUUUGUAGUUUCAAUCGUGAAAUUACCAGCUUAA
Molecule: messenger RNA, 1386 nt
Organism: Babesia bigemina
Lineage: Eukaryota; Apicomplexa; Aconoidasida; Piroplasmida; Babesiidae
Exons: 1
Coding region: 1-1386 (461 amino acids)
Biological process (GO): RNA methylation
Molecular function (GO): methyltransferase activity
Source: RefSeq, a predicted model, not a curated record